Messenger RNA from Ictidomys tridecemlineatus (thirteen-lined ground squirrel), 1115 nucleotides. Its product is annotated as C-C motif chemokine 15. Gene Ontology annotation, biological process: inflammatory response; chemokine-mediated signaling pathway; positive regulation of cell migration. Gene Ontology annotation, cellular component: extracellular region. The record is from RefSeq and is a predicted model, not a curated record. Gene Ontology annotation, molecular function: CCR chemokine receptor binding; chemokine activity. NCBI's taxonomy places the organism in Eukaryota, Metazoa, Chordata, Mammalia, Rodentia, Sciuridae.
ACAAGGCCAAGGCUGCAGGCCCGAGCAUGCCUCCGGGAGGGUACCCUGAUUGCAGGCUUUAGGGCACUUGAGAGUCAGGGUGCAGUGGUUAGGCCUUGAGAUCAUCAGAGCUUAGGAAUCUCCUGGCCCCUAAUCUCCUGCUCUUCAUUCCAGUGGCCAACUGGACUGGCUCCUAAGUUUCAAUUCCCUUCUGGUUGGGCCAGAAGAGAACUGGAAAUGGGCGCAGUGUCCACCAAGUCCCAACCCUGAGUCAGGGAGUCUGGCAGAGACAUCCGCCCUCACCCUGUGGUCAGAUUUAUAGGAGCCAAUGAGUCUCCUAACAGAGGAAUCCUUCUUGAAAUAGUUCUUCUCUGUGCCUGUAUACUGGGACAGUUGGAAAAUCCCCAUGUCACCUUUGCCCUCUACUUCCUGUUACAUUCUCAGCCUCUUUCUGUCUUAUAGAAAUAGCAUGUUCACUAUUAAUGAGCCAAUGGAGAGCACUCUGACCUCUGUCCUGUGACUUCCUGAUCCUCCUCCUUUGAUAAACAUAAGGACAGGCCAGCAAAUCAGGGAGAUCAAAAUUUAUUUCUCAGAACAACUCUGCCUGCCCAGAGGAAAGAUGAAGGUCUCUGCAGUUGCCCUCUCCUUCCUCAUUCUUGGUGCUGCCCUUGGAUCCCAGGCCCAGGUCAUACCCGAUCCAGAAACAAGAGAACUCUUGGAGAGAGAGCAUACGUUUCAACCUCCACUAGUUAAUAAAGUCUUUAACUCUCCUGCUGACUGCUGCUUCUCAUAUAUUACACGAAGUAUCCGGUGUACAGUCAUGAAAACUUAUCAUAAAACGAGCAGUGGGUGCUCUCAGCCAGCUGUCAUCUUUAUCACCAACAAGGGACAACACGUCUGUGCCAACCCCAAUGAUCCAUCAGUUCAAGAGUGCAUGAAAAAACUGAAGCACAAUCCAUCAUCCUAGGAUCCAAGAAUUAGGAACCUUGCAUAAGAAGAAAGAACAGGAUGGCCAGCCAUCCCACCCCCCAAUUCUCUUGCCCGAGUACCUCCUAUGAAUUUUUUAGCCCAAACUAUUUUUUAAAGAAAUUUGCUGUUCUGUUCUGGUUAGAAAAGUAAUGCAUUUAAUAAAGAGU